GCCCAAGAGUUUCACUUCGGAUGUCCUGCCUCACCUUGUUGGAGGCUCUCGAAGGCAAAGCGCUUUGAAUGACACACGAAUCAUCCGAUCCAAUAAUAUUGAGCGUGGGCAACUUGCCGCCGCGUCGUGUGUGCAGCAGUGAAGCACUCCAAUGGCUGAAUGGCAUGAUCAAGAGCUUUGCCGAUUGCUACUUUCAUUGAACUCGGCAGAAAGGUCUGAACGCCAACAGGCAGAGCAAGCCUUGGAAGGUGCCAAAUGCUCUGCAGGUUUUGCAGCAAGGUGUAGCGCCUUUGGUGCGUGUGGGCCGAGCAGCCAGGAGGCACUCCCUUUGAGACAGCUGGCCAUGACAAUAGUGCGUCAAAUCACGCAGAAGAACUGGUCUCAGCUGGCAGCGGCCGACCAAUCUGCGUGUCGCGAGGCACUGCUGCGUGGUCUUGGCCAAGCUAGCAUAGAAGGUCUUUUGCUCAUUUGCAUUGCCAAUGUGAGAUCUGCUGGUGCUUGGCCAGACUUGGAUCUGCGUCUUUCCCAGGGUUUGUCGCUGAAGUCGGGCGAUGCUGAGGCGAACACCUGUGUGGAAUGUAUAAUAGCCCUUCUUGAAGAAGGCAACUUAGAUGUCCUGAAGUCGCUUGGUCAGCUACAGGCUCCCUUGCUGCAGCUUGUAUCUUCCGAGGUGACACCCGCUCUACGGCGGACGUGUGUCCGAGCACAUUUGCAAAGUGUGACGGCUGUCAUGACCAGCCAGCAUACUGAGGCUCAGCAGGGUGUGGAACAUACUUUGCCUCAAUGGCUAGAAGCUUAUGCAAAGCUUUGUGAAGGACAGAGCUCUUGGCCUCCAACCGAGCGCAUCAAGAACACCUUCGCUGUGCUCCAGGCAGUCACCGCUCUUUGCCGCUUUCGUGAAUUGGUGGAGUCCAUGGGUGACCAGAUCGAGGCGAUUUUGAGACCCGCUUGCCUUCUGGUGCAGAAUUUGCAGCCAGACUACGAGGUUGUGAUCCAAAGCGAUGACAAGGGCGAGAGUGAAGAGGAGGGUGGUAUGGCUUCCUUCGUGGCGCAGUGCAUGGAGCUGAUCCAGGUCCUGGCUGGGCGUUCGAAGCUGAAAGCUCUUCUGAAGAACCGUGUGAAGAGUUUGAUCCAGCUCUUCGUGCCCUUCAUGCGGAUCACCGAGGCACAGGCAGAAGCGUGGCGAAAUGAUCCAAAUGAAUACCUGCAACAGGAGGAGGAUGAUCACUUCAGGGGUUGCAUGGUGCGCUUAUCCGGCGAGGGUUUGCUCUCUUCGAUGCUUGAGAGUUUCAAGCGGGAAGCGACGAGAUCGCUGGCCAAUGUCGUGGAGACCUUGAUUGAAAAGGGGGAAAAUGGACGCGCAGCAGGGGAUGCCAAUGCCUGGAAGUUCACAGAGCUCGGGCUUUUAACCUUCAGCAUUGCUGCUGCAGAGGCCAGUGUGAAAUCGCUUCAACGGAGCGAACUGGCACCCUUGGUGCCCACGGCCCUGUCCUUGGCCGCGAAGCUCAGUGGUGACAAAGCAGCACCCGAGUUUCUGCGUGCUCGCGCCUUUUCCUUGCUGCACCGCUUGGGCGACACGGUCACCGCGCUGGUGACACAAGAGGUGCCGCAUCUCUUAGAGGCAGCUGCUGCCGGGUUGGCACCUUCAGAGCCGUUGAUUGUAAGGGUGAGUGCAUGUCGGGUCUUCUGCCGUUUCCUCACUGCAACAGCUGAUGAAACGCUGCGAGAGGAUCUUCUCCUCAAGAAGGGUGUGUUGGCAUCUUUGGGAGCCCUCCUGCGCGAUGCGGACGAGGAGUUGCUUCACCUUUGCCUCGAAAGCCUGUGCAUCAUUGUGAAGAAAUGCCCGAAGACCAUGGCCGCUGUGGAAGGUGACCUUUGCCCACUCACUGUGCAGAUUUGGCGGCGGUGUGCUGCAGAUCCUAUGGUACACAUGCAGGUCUUGGACUUGGUGAGCUGCUGUGUCUUCGUGGACCAGCGCUUGCAGAGAGCCAUGGAGGAACAUUUGCUGCCAGUGGUGCACAGUGACCUGCAGUCUGAGCCACAUCUUGCCUGUUCGGCAAUGGGACUCUUUGGAGUGCUCCUGAAGCACAGCGCGGUGCCCUUCGGCCCAGAGGUCCUGAACUGCGCCGGGCUUCUACUCGCGAAGGCGAUGCAGUCAGAUGAGAGCAUGAUGCUCCAAAACGCUUGUGAGACGUUGGUGUUGCUUGUCCAGCGCUCCGCCUCACAGGGCGCUGAGCUGCUGGAGCAACUCCUGCGCUUCGCCGAACGGCUUCUGGGACCUGACUUGGAGGAUGAUGCAUGCCUCUAUGUUGGGCCAUUGGCCAUGCUCCUUUUUGCAAAUUAUGGUAGGAUGCUUCCAGCCCAAUUGCAGGUGGGGCUCCUCCAAGCCUUGGUCUUGCGCCUCGCUCGCGCGGAGCGGCCAUACUUGCGGCAGGAGCUUGUGGUGGUCUUUGCGAGGCUUCUUCACGAGGACCUGAACGGCUCGCUGCAGGCUCUUGCAGGCAUGGAGGUGCCCGCAAAAGAUGCCAUUCGUGGUGGCCUUGAGUUGCUGAUGUCUACGUGGCUGGCUGUUGCUCCUGAGAUCCGUGCACGGCGUGCGCGUAACGUGACGGUCUCUGCACUUUGCCGUGUGCACGAGCGCAGUAAGGAGGACUCCCAGCUCCGAAGUCUUCUCGGAGAGGCAGCCACACCAGAGCGGUUGCUUCAAGCCAUCCUUUCGGGCCUGGAGUUCGAGAACCUCCGCUGCGGGCAACUUCGAGAAGCCGAGCGCAACCAGGUCCUUGAAGACUCGGACGAGGAGGAUGAGGAGGCUGAUGAUGAGACCCGGAAGCAGAACGUCCUGUUGUCCGACUUCCUUGAUUUGGAGGACGUGGACUCAGAUGGCUCUGAGGGAGAUACAUUCCAGGAUCUUGAGCGCAAAGAUCCACUGGCAGAGAUGGAUUUGCAAAAAGUCCUGGCGCAGUACUUGGUAAACCAGGAAUGUCAAGAUCCGGAACUUCGGCAGCGCAUGAUGCAAGCCAUCCAAGAGGCGAGCUCUUUGGUUAGCAUGAGUGGAGGAUAUGCGCAGUAGAUGGGACUUGGACUCCUUGUCGCAUCUUGUCACAUCUUGUCGCAUCUACAAAAGGCUUUUUGGAGAAAGGGAGAGCUCAGCUUCAUGAUCUUCAUGGCUGAGUCCCAGAGUUCUCGAUGCGUCUCCCAAACGGGAACCUCGCCCAAUCGGUGACCGAUGAGACGAGCAAAAUGGUGACCGAAGGACGGACCGAGCGGAAUGUCUCCGUUUUCAGUCACAGACGCUGCAGACCACACCUUGGUGGAUGAUUGCCGGCACUUACAGGCAAUGCAGGG
Molecule: messenger RNA, 3345 nt
Organism: Durusdinium trenchii
Lineage: Eukaryota; Dinophyceae; Suessiales; Symbiodiniaceae
Source: the annotation of a GenBank genome assembly